Messenger RNA from Fundulus heteroclitus (mummichog), 3865 nucleotides. RefSeq names its product 5-hydroxytryptamine receptor 7. The transcript has 2 exons. The record is from RefSeq and is a predicted model, not a curated record. Gene Ontology annotation, cellular component: membrane. NCBI's taxonomy places the organism in Eukaryota, Metazoa, Chordata, Actinopteri, Cyprinodontiformes, Fundulidae. Bases 521 to 1996 code for a protein of 491 amino acids. Gene Ontology annotation, biological process: smooth muscle contraction; vasoconstriction; chemical synaptic transmission. Gene Ontology annotation, molecular function: G protein-coupled serotonin receptor activity.
AACAGAAUUUUUUUUCUCUUUGUGCACAAUUACGCACAGCCACUGUCUGGCACAGCUGAUCUGCAUUCAGGACAGCGCGCUCAAAUGGCCAGCAGAGUGUCACGGUGAUUACUGAGCCUGUAUGUGUGUGUAGGUAUCAAGUGAUCCGCGCCUUUCGUGCUUUCCGAGACGCAUUUUGACGUCACACGGCAACUUUUUGGAACAAUCUGCGCGCACGGCGGGUUUGGAGUUUCUGUAUGAUUGUAGCUGCAGGAGCCAGGUCACACAUUUACCAUCAGGAACGCAAAGCUCAAUGUACGGCUCAGGGUAUCUGGGAACAUGCUCAGUGCGCGCCACAUGCGUAAUAACGCGCACGAUGUUCCCGAAGCCGCCUGAGUUGUAACUGUUCCGAUGUGAGUCUGCUGGUGGAGAGAAAACUACACAUUCUUCACACCAACGCAGACACAUCUGUGCGCCUCCGUGACACCGCUGGACGGCUUUCCAACACGUCCAUGGAUAAAAAGAACCGCCGAGCGCCAGGAUGGUUGGUGUGGCAGCGAGUAACGGGACUUCCCCUGCUGACAACAUGAGGUCCGCGUUCAUGAUCGAGGAUAAAGUCGGCGGCGGGGAGCCCAGCAUCUCCACCAACAUGAUGAUCUCUGAGGCUCUGGCGCCCCGGCUGCUGAAAAUUGCGCAGGACGCGGCAGAGGCUGCGGCAGCGGCCACUUUCCCGUCCUCCUCCAGUCAGCCGCAGGUCAUGGAGACGAACGGGACGCGCUGCGGGGAGCAGAUCCUGAGCUACGGCCGGGUGGAGAAGGUGCUGAUCGGCGGGGUGCUCACCAUGCUCACGUUGUCCACCAUCUGCGGGAACCUGCUGGUGGUCAUCUCAGUGUGCUUCGUGAAGAAGCUGCGCCAGCCCUCCAACUACCUGAUCGUGUCUCUGGCCCUGGCGGACCUGUCCGUGGCGCUGGCCGUGAUGCCGUUCGUCAGCAUCACGGACCUGAUCGGCGGCCAGUGGAUAUUCGGCCAGUUUUUCUGCAACGUUUUCAUCGCCAUGGACGUGAUGUGCUGCACCGCGUCCAUCAUGUCCCUGUGCGUAAUCAGCAUCGACAGGUACCUGGGCAUCACCAAACCCUUGACGUACCCCGUCCGGCAGAACGGCUGCUGCAUGGCCAAGAUGAUCCUGUCCGUCUGGCUCCUCUCCGCCUCCAUCACCCUACCGCCGCUCUUCGGCUGGGCGCAGAACGUCAACGACGGCAGAGUUUGCCUCAUCAGCCAGGACUUCGGAUACACCGUGUACUCCACAGCCGUGGCCUUCUACAUCCCCAUGUCGGUCAUGUUGAUCAUGUACUACAGGAUCUACAGGGCAGCCAAGCUCAGCGCGGCCAAGCACACCAUCACCGGCUUCCCCAGGGAGGGAGAGCACCGCGCAGGGGCGGCCCACCGAGGGGGGAGAGGGGUGCAGGAGCCCCGGCAGCCGUCGGAGUCGGGGGAGACGGGGAGCGUCGAAGCCACCGAGACGGAGCAGUGUGAGGAGGAGGCCGAGGAGGAGAGCCUGGACUGCGUGGCCGCGGCGCUGAAGCUGCAGCGGGAGGUGGAGGAGGAGUGCAGCAGCCGGGUGUCUCGCCUGCUGAAGAGCGGCGAGCACCACCAGCGGCGGAAGAGGAAGAACCAGUCCAUCUUCAAGCGGGAGCAGAAGGCGGCGGCCACCCUGGGCAUCGUGGUCGGCGCCUUCACCUUCUGCUGGCUGCCCUUCUUCCUGGUGUCCACCGCCCGGCCGUUCGUCUGCGGCGUGGAGUGCAGCUGCGUGCCGCUCUGGCUGGAGAGGACGCUGCUCUGGCUGGGCUACGCCAACUCCCUCAUCAACCCCUUCAUUUACGCCUUCUUCAACCGCGACCUGAGGACCACCUACAGCAACCUGCUGCGCUGCCGCUACAGGAACAUCAACCGGAAGCUGUCCGCCGCCGGCAUGCACGAGGCUCUGAAGCUGGUGGAGAAGCCCGACACCGACGCCUGAUGAGAAACAUCCAGGGGGCCUCUGGGGUCGGGACAGAACCUCCUCACUGCCAGACUGAUUAUCUGCUCCACUUGUAUGAAGCUGAAGCAGGAGGAGACAGCAGGCUGGCUGUGUGUGAAGGUGCACGGAGGAAACUAUAAAAUAAGAGGCGAUGAGGGACGCCUGGCUCAGACUGUGAAGCUAAGCAGUUUAAAGUUGGCUGUGUGUUGUUGGACAGUGGCUGCAGGGAGACAGCCGUCUGCACACAGCUGGCCGAGCUGCAUGCUGGCGUUUUACUCCUCUGUUUGGAUGGAUGGACUUCUCGCUGCCUUUUAUUUUCAGUUUGAGCCACGGGGAAGAGAACCGCAGCUCCUUUGGUUGCGGUAUCUGUUCAGCGCACACCUGACGACGGGACAAAUGAUGUCUAAAUGUGUAUAAAUAAUGUACAGAUUAAUGUUCCUGCUGUUUUCGUUCUGAGCUGUGAAUCAAGAGUCCAGAUGCUUAUUUGUCUCUGUGCUUAAUAUAUAAUAAGUAUCGUUUCUGUGCAUCCACUGGUCCAUGACCUCUGUGACAGGCAGCUCUCGUAGGAACCAUAUAGAGUUAUUUAUUGUGAAAUCUCAGCGCGGCUCUCUGAAGCCUGGGCUGAGGAGAGAAAUGUGACGUCGUCAGACACCUUUUUAACGUGCCUGUGCCUUUUUCCUGCUCUGUCCGUCACGCCUCGGCUCCAGGGCACAACAGCCUCAUUUACAGACCGUGCACUUUGUGCUUCAGAAUCAGAGCAACGUGACGAGUAUUUGGGUAAAAAGCGGUGAUGAAAUGAGUCUGCAGCUCCACGGCUGUACGACGGAAACGCCCUUCAGACAUGAAACGGGUCAGAAAGUUGCACUUUACCUGAAUGAACUGGCAUUUAUUUUAUUCUCACGGUACGGUGUCCUGAUAGAUUAACACAGAAACAUUUAGAUUUAGCUCACCGUCCAUCUUCACAUGUACAGUUUAUACAUCCGAUGGCAGAUAUUAGGGUGGGAGAUACGGACUUAAGAUUCAAUGACCAUAUUUUGUGCUGUUUCUUGUAUUAAUGAGAGAAUUUACACCUUCUUCACAGCCUUAUUAAGGCAGUUUUACAGUGAUUCUUAUCACUAACCUGCACACAGUAGCUGGACUUCAUCAUAUUUUCAUAUUCAGUGAUAUUUAUUGCUGCUGUCAUGAAGCCAGCUGUGGAGGAACUGAUAAAAGUAACAAUCCUCAUCAGUGACGUUUUCACAUGUCACCAGUCAGAAUCUGUCAUCACAAUCAAUCUGAAUUCUUAUCGUGAUACAUUUCCCAUUAAAAUUAUAAAAUAAAAAGAAAUAUUUUACUGUACUACAUUCUAUAUUACGUUGAAUAAACUAAAACUAUACGAUAAACAUCCAUCCUUAGAUAUUGUUCCCCACUUUUCCCUGCUGCUGUAGGACUUCAUGUUUUCCUCUCAGAGCCAAACUACUUCACUAACUUCUUGUUUUCUUUCCAAUCUGGAAACGAACGUGUCGUCUUUCAGCCGCCGUUUGUAAAACACACUGGACCUACUAGAGCUCCCAGGUCGGGCUCACAGACACUUCCGUCUUUGAGAAUAUUUCAGAUAACAAACAGUUUUCACACGAUUACUUUUUUUUCCCCUUUGCUGCCACACACAAGGGAAUCACCAUGGGAACCCGUAAAAGCGUUUUCUGACUCAAACCAAACAGAACAAGAUGCCAGACGCAGCAAUAAUGAAGCAAGAUGAAUACCAAUCAGAAUAAAGCGAGUUUUAGAUUUCAGGCUGAGGUUAAAACAGCAAAUUAUUUUAUUAUUUCAAUGGGGCUGAAAACAAAUUGGCUGGAAAACGCUUAACAAGUCCCACCAAAAUGGAACAUA